AUGCCUUUAGUAGGGGAUAAAUUUGAGGAAGCGGCAGCGCUAUUUUUAGCUAGGUCCGACUGGGAGGAGGAAAUCUUUGAUCUUAAAAGAGAUGAGUUGUGGUGUUUAGCAGAGUACUUGAACUUAGGAUUACCAACAGACAUUAGGAAGGGUCAAUUGUUACGUGAGGUCCUUAAAGCUAUUAAGAGUAGUAAAGGUAAUGCAAAGGAAGCAGUAACGUCUGGUGAUCCAGAUUUUGUAAACAAUGGUAGUGACGAGGAGUUAGGGGAUUCAGGUAGCCAGGAGGUGAGCAAAUUAAGGUUGAGUAUCCUUUCUCAGGAGUUUAAGCUUAAAGAGAUGGAAUAUAAAACUUUGCAAUUGAGGGCGGAAGAGCGCGAAAAAGAGCGAAAAUUUGAGUUGCGAAUGCGUGAGUUUAACAAUAAUAAUAAUAGUGAUAAUAAUAAUAAUAACAACUAUAAUCGUUUUGAGCUAAUGAGUGCUUUGAAGUUAAUGCCAGUAUUCGAUGAGGAAGAUGUUCCUGAUUUCUUUAUUUCGUUUGAACGAAUAGCAAGGAAAUUGUCUUGGCCCAAGGAUAUGUGGACCACUAUGGUUCAGUGCAAAUUAAAAGGGAAGGCUCAGAGGGUAUAUAACACUUUAAGCGAGGAUCUGUCGGCUGAUUAUGAUUCUGUCAAGGCCAUUAUCCUUAAGGCAUAUGAUUUGGUUCCGGAGGCCUAUCGACAGAAGUUCCGUAACCUUAAGAAAGAACCCGGUAUGACUUUUGUUGAGUUUGCGAGGAGAAAGGAACAAUUCCUUGAUGAUUGGCUUAAGUCUAAGGAGACUGACUCUUUCGAAAAAUUAAAAGAAUUAAUUUUAGUCGAAGAGUUCAAAAGAAUGGUUGCUAGAGAACUAAAAAUUCAUUUAGAUGAACUUAAAUUGGAUUCUCUUCAAGAGAUCGCUAUCGCUUCUGAUGAGUAUUCCCUUGCUCAUCGUCAGGACUGUGUGAAAGAGGUUAGUGGUAAGAGGUUCCCUCCUCGAGGUAACGGUUGGAGGGGGAAUAACCGGAAUCAGUCAGGUCAUGGUACCUUUAUUGACAGUUCGGUGGGUGACCGAAGAAAGAGCAAGAAUGAAAAUGACAAUAAGAGUAAUGGUAGCGAAGCACGUAGUUUCGUAAAUAGCAGUAGGAAUGGUAGUAGUAGUAAUGAUAGUAGGUCCUCGAGGUCCGAUGUAGUUUGUUUUUGGUGCCACCGCCGUGGACAUUUUAAGGCAGAUUGCUUUGCGCGCCGUAAAUUUUUUGAAAAGAAUAAAGAACCCGUGACAUUGGUAUCGGCGGAACAACCGCAAAGGGAGGAGUCAAAAUGA
Macrobrachium nipponense is the source of this 1338-nucleotide messenger RNA. RefSeq lists its product as uncharacterized. The record is from RefSeq and is a predicted model, not a curated record. The coding region runs from base 1 to 1338 and encodes 445 amino acids. Lineage: Eukaryota; Metazoa; Arthropoda; Malacostraca; Decapoda; Palaemonidae. Gene Ontology annotation, molecular function: nucleic acid binding; zinc ion binding. The transcript has a single exon.